AUAUUUUGGCUGAGGUGGAUAGUCUCAAAAGCCUUGAAUUUAGUCCCUUUUAUAUAGUAGGAUAUAAGGGAUAGAAAAGAAGGUUGCGAGUGGCAUUCAAAUCUAUGAGAAUUCAAAGGCAAAGAAUGACGUGAAAAUAUAUAGAUAUCCAAAGGAGCGUUAAUGAGAUGAGCUCAUUGGUUAUUCUUUAUAAAUUUUAUGAUUGAAGCAACAACUCCUUAACGGAUUUGUCAAUGUAGUAGUGUUGACAACUCUUAGCUCCAUUAGUUGUUGUCCUUUACAUUUUCCAUUACACUACUACUACUUAUGUGUCAUCCACUUUUCUGUUGACAAAAGCUAAUGACAAUCUAAUCCUUGUCAGCAUCCAAUCCAUCAUGUAAGUCUUAUUUGGUCGGUCCGUUUAUUGAUUGGUUUGACAAAUUUGUGCUCAACCCUUAUUAAUCUUCUUGAUAAUUAUCAACAAGACCCUCUUAUUUGCUCUAGCAAAGAAUCUAUUCAACUUUGCCUGCAAGAUUACAUGAAUUGAGAUAUUACUAUGAAAACAAAAAAAAACACAUUAAACAAGCUGAAUCAAAACCAGAUGACCGUUCAAAUUACCAUCAGGCAUAUUCUCAAGAAAACCUCAAAUGAAACCCUAAAACUUUGGUAUAGUUGACCCUGCAUAGAAAGUGCUUUAAGUAGGUUUAUCAUAUACAUACAUACAUAUAUAUAUAUAUAUAUAUGAAAGCUAGUUAGCUCCUCCACCUAGUGAUGUAUACUAACUAAAAGAUAUAAUGGCACUUUAUAAAAUGCAAAUGAUGUAUUAUUAUUAGUACUAUAUAGGUAGUAGAGGAUGAUGUGCAAGGUAUGAGAAAGUGUUAGAAUAUAAAUAGUGGCGCAUAUAUAUUGAUUGUGUGUUAGUGAACUCGUGCGCUUGCUAAUUUUGACCCCAUUUACAUAGUUUAUAUUACUUUUGCGUACCUCAUAAGUUGAGAGACUUAGUGGAUGAAAUUAACCAGUAUCUUCUACCUAACCAAAGCUCUUUAAAUACUACUCUUUAACUAACAUCUCUUCUCACCACUACAAUACUCUAACUAAGCUGAUCCACCACCACAUACAUGUAUUAUUAUUCCCUUUUCAAGUAUCUUAUUACUUUCUCCUCUUAUUAGUGUUCUUGUUUCACCAUUGGUCUCGGUUACAACCAAACUCUUUCUUGAUCUCUCUCCUCUUGUGUCAUUAGAAAUCCCUCUAGUUGUAUUAAUUGUCCAUAGCAGAAUAAUGAAGAGCAUGGAGAAAUAUAAGAGAGUGAAGUUGCUUCUCAUCAUCUUUCUAGGAAUCUACUCAGUGGCAACGACCAGUGCAAGUCCAUGGCUGCCGAUGGAAGGAUAUAAUCCUGGUAGCUAUUGCUUAAGCUGGAGACUAGCAAUAGAGACCAACAAUGUACGCGCGUGGCGCACCGUUCCUAUUCAAUGUAUGCGUUAUGUUGAGGUAUACAUGCUUGCUGGCCAAUAUGACAGAGACGUUCAGUUAAUUGUGGAACAAAUUAGGGUCUAUCUCAGAGAGAUAGUCCUACCUGGAGAUGGUAUGGAUGCAUGGAUCUUCGAUGUUGAUGAUACUUGCUUCUCAAACGUCUUUUACUAUCGUCUCAAGAGAUACGGAUGUGACCCUUAUGAUCCAACUGGAUUUAGAACAUGGGCGAUGAAAGGAGAGUCUCCAGCAAUACAGCCUGUUCUUGAACUGUUUAACGAACUGAUAGAAACAGGUUUCAAAGUUAUCCUAGUAACCGGAAGAGAUGAAGAAACUCUUGGCCAGGCAACACAAGAAAAUUUGCAUAAUCAAGGCUUCACUGGUUAUGAAAGGUUGAUUAUGAGGACGCCAGAGAACAAAAAGCACAGCGCAACAAUAUACAAAACAACAAUCAGAAAGCAAGUGAUGGAAGAAGGUUACAGGAUAUGGGGCAAUGUAGGUGACCAAUGGAGUGACUUACAAGGAGAAUAUUCAGGGAACCGCACCUUCAAGCUUCCUAACCCUAUGUAUUUUGUUCCUUAAGAAUUUUACUAUAAACCAUUUUCUACCAAUCAAAUUACAUGUACAACAUGAUCAUAUAUACACAAAGGUACAUCUCGACUUGUCAUGUGGCGGUCCAGUUUGCUCUUCCGUGAAAUCAUAAUAACAACAUGAUUUUCAAAUUCA
Molecule: messenger RNA, 2172 nt
Organism: Brassica rapa (field mustard)
Lineage: Eukaryota; Viridiplantae; Streptophyta; Magnoliopsida; Brassicales; Brassicaceae
Product: acid phosphatase 1
Molecular function (GO): acid phosphatase activity
Source: RefSeq, a predicted model, not a curated record